AUGGAAGGUAUCAUGCAGGUGCGUUCUUUUGAUCGUCCUCAAGUACAGCGAAAAGGAUUUGAAGCAGAUGAUGAAGUACCGUAUGCGCAAGUCUUGCAUUCAGAAGAGGCACGCGCCAUGCAUACCUCAAAACAGUACUCGCCCAUGUCAAAAGCCUCGUCCAUGGUGUUGCCAGACUUGAUAACCCCAACAAGGGCCUCAUCAACAGACAGUGAGUCCAUCGAGAGCGGAUCAAUCCACUCCGUCAAGCACAGCAUCAUCAGCAGAGCUCAUGCGACACCUCCGCCACGACCACUGAGACCUCCCACUCAUGCCCUUCCACCCCCGCCACAUCCCCUAGGAAGCUUGCGCCUGGCCAUGAUGUCAGACUCGAUGGAACGAGCACCGACCGGGCUCAUGGCCGACGCCUACAGCCGAUCAGCUAGCUCGCUGCCAUUUGUGCUAGACAGCUCGCGCACCAAUUUACACGCCUUGGUGACGAGCCCCACACAGCGCUAUGCACCUGGUGGGCGUACUCGAUCUCAAAGCCACACAUUGACAUUGCAAGACUCCGAUGGCCAACUCAGGGCGACGAGAUCGCAAGAGUCUGAUGGUCGUCGUGAUGCACGAAGGUCAGACGAUUCUGAAGUGAGUGCACUUUUGGCAGCCAUGUCCCAGCCAAAUUCGCCAGUCCAUCAACAGACCCCUGACAGACGUCCACUGACUCCAUCGACCGUCAGCUCAGUGCUCAGUGGACCAGCUCGAUACCCAGGCUCUCCAUUGGGCGGAUUUCCCACACUAGCAACAGUCAAGCCGCGAAAAUAUUGCGGGCUGCCAUUUUGCGUUUUUGCAUCAAUCGUCGUGAUGCUCUCACUAGUCGUUCUCACUAUUGUCAUGGUCCCACUGUCAAUCAAGAUGUUGCGCAAAGACAUCGAAGCAUCACGCAAAAACGCAUCGCCUGAAGUGCGCUGUAAAGCGACUCUGUCGUGCAUGCAUGAUGGCAUUUACUCGCUCACUGGCAAUGGGACAUGUUCCUGCGUUUGUCGAUAUCCAUACAUUGGUGCUGUAUGCGAAGCGAGCCUCGACAGCAACGAAGCAGAUCCGGAGAAAUGCAAGACUGUGCAAAGUGAUGGUAAGACUCAGCCACUGGGUGCAGACAUUGCACAGCUGGUCGCUGUUGCGCAGAGCUUUGGGCAAAAGGUCGACAUGGAAUCGCUCAUCAAGCAGUUUAACCAGAGCAAGACUGGCUGUGCAGCACAGAAUGAUCUCGUUAGUUUGAACAAUGAGAAGAGCGUGUUGAAGCGCAACAAACGAAGUUUGCAAAACACGGAUGCAGCAAUUGACCAGAUAUUCGAAGGCGAAUCUGCACCGGUCUCUCGGUACGCUGUGUCUUUGAUCGAGCGGCCAGCCUACCCAGUGUUGACGUUGCAAACGUAUCUCGAGUCCAUCGCAGAGCGCCUCAUUCAGCUCUUUGCGGUGAAUCCCGACUUGCGGCGAUACCUUCUCUCAUUGCUUGGAGAUAUCAACGCAUCGAAUAUUCUGCCAAACGCCAAUGGACCGAAUGUUCCAAACUCAUUACCUCAUCCUGGUAUCGCAUCGAAUGGUAACCCAAAGAUACCGUCUUCGCCGCCAAUCCCGGGCUUUGCGCCUGUGAACAACCCACUCACAAAUUCAGGGGCAAUGCCGGGACCAGGAACACCCAACUACCCAGGUAUUGGUGCUAUUCCAGCUGCUGGAGGACAGACCACACCAGCUGUACCGCAGCCAAAACAGCCAUCCGUCGCAUCGCCAUGGGUACCGCCGCAAGUGCCUAGACCACAUUUGCCACCAGUCGCCCUACCGCCAAUGCCAAAGAAGCCUGACGACGAUGAUAUUGACGUGGAUGAUGCGAAGGAUGAAGGAGACCCCCCGAGACCAAGACCUACGUUCAGACCAGUCGUGCCAGUGGCAGUGCCAGAUGCCUUACCAUCACAAGUGCCGGCAAAAGAAGACCCGCAGAUGCCCACGCAAGUAAGCCCUAGCGUGGCAUCGACAACACCUACUGCAGAGGCCCCGGAUAACGACGACGAUGACGAUAAAGACGGAGGAAGCGAACCGCCACCAACUCCUCCUGCAAAGACUGGAACAGAUUCUUCGCCGCCUAGCACGACUCCACCAGCAUCGAAGCCCAAGGACAAUGACGAUGACGAUGUAGACGACGAAGGUGGUGACAAGACAAAGCCAGUAUCACCAGCAACGCCUACCCCACCGCCAAGUCCAUCGAAGGCGCCUGAUGGCGACGAUGAGGAUGAAGACAAGCCGGCAGAAGCACCCAUUGCCAGAUCAACGCCGCCUAGCACGCCUUCAGCAGCCCCCAAACCACAAGCACCGCCGGCAGCAGCAAAUGAAGAGACGCCCAAAACACCUGCCGUCGCAGCAGCACCGGCAAAGACAAAGCCACAAGCCGCGGGCAAACCUGCAGAGGUCGUCAAGCCGACCAAUUUGCCAAGCACGACGACGCCCGAGGGUCGCAAAAAGACGUUUCAGCAAGUCAUUGUCCUGCAGGUGACUGCCAAACACGGUGUUGCAGCUGGUCAAGCCAUCAAGAAGGAGAUUGAUGCGCGCGAGAGCAGUGGCACGUUCAAGGGCCAGUUUGAGAUUCCUGGAGAUGGGUACAAAGUCACUGUGAAUGCUGACAAACAAACUUUUGAGGUGUCGUAG
Messenger RNA from Protomyces lactucae-debilis, 2679 nucleotides. RefSeq lists its product as uncharacterized. Lineage: Eukaryota; Fungi; Ascomycota; Taphrinomycetes; Taphrinales; Protomycetaceae. The record is from RefSeq and is a predicted model, not a curated record. The coding region runs from base 1 to 2679 and encodes 892 amino acids. The transcript has a single exon.